UCGAUUCCUGGAGAUGUUCUUCGGGCAGGCCGUGAGGACCUUUGUUGUCAGUUAGCUGAGUUAAACUCUGAAUUUAUGUCUUUAUUUCUUGAGCAGCAUAACGGGGAUCCUAUGGUUGUACCUUCAGCAUCAAUAGCAAAGGCUUUGCGUGAAAUUACACUGUCAAACCGCGGAGCUUCUAUCGGUUGCGGAAGCGCUCUCCGAUGCCCCGCAUCAGUGCAACCAGUGUUGGACUACACCGUACAGUUUUUACCUUCACCAAUGGAAAGGAAUGUAUCUUUGACAAAGUUCUUUGGUGAUGAACUCUGUGGGCUGGUCUUUAAGUGUAGUAUCAUAUUUCGGAUUGGACAUGACAAACGCAAAGGAAAACUUAGCUACAUACGAGUGUAUACUGGAACAUUAACUAGCAAUUCUGUACUUUUCAAUUCUAGCCGAGGAAUAAGCGAAGGACCAAUAAAGCUUUUCUUGGCUCAAAGCAGCGAGCUCAUACCAGUUACAAGUGUUACCCAGGGUAACAUUGCUGUAGUAACCGGACUCUCUAGCGCAUUGACUGGUGACACCCUUCUAGCAAGUGAAGCAGUGGGACAUCAUGCUGCCCAUGCGAGGCAUGAAUUGAAAAAUCUCGAGAAGAUGCAACAUGAUACACAUCGUAAGGAAGCGCACAACAUUGUAGCUACUGAGACGAAUGGGGAUCCUCUUGACAUAGAAAUUGUUGGCGAUGGACAGAAUGUAGCGCUCAAAGGUACUGUUCGCUUUAUCACAUGGCUGAUAAAAUGA
This is a messenger RNA of Strongylus vulgaris, 777 nucleotides long. NCBI's taxonomy places the organism in Eukaryota, Metazoa, Nematoda, Chromadorea, Rhabditida, Strongylidae. The record is from the annotation of a GenBank genome assembly.